Aphanomyces astaci is the source of this 335-nucleotide messenger RNA. RefSeq lists its product as hypothetical. NCBI's taxonomy places the organism in Eukaryota, Oomycota, Saprolegniomycetes, Saprolegniales, Verrucalvaceae. The coding region runs from base 1 to 294 and encodes 97 amino acids. The transcript has 3 exons. The record is from RefSeq and is a predicted model, not a curated record.
AUGCAAAGCACCGUCACCGCCCUCACGCCAACGUGCCAGCUGUACUCGUUGUCGGUGCACGAGUUUAAGUCCAUAGCCGACUUGUCACCUGCGAUUUCGGUAAAUUUGGCGUAUGAGUUUGCGAUGGAUAUCGCAGCCGACUCGUUCUUGAGUCUCUCACCUGAACAACGGUCGGUGGUAUCCCAAGCAAUAGCUCGAUAUGCUGUUGUCGAGAACAAUAUGGACACGUCAGCUGAUACAAUGUCACCAGAUUCGACCAAGUCCAGUGUCAUCCAAGAAGCUGAACAUGUUUAGGCCAAAUCCAAUGAAUCCUGCAGUACUGUAGUACCGUGAUG